AUGGCUCAGAUUGCUAAUCUUAUUCUCAAUUUUUUGGUUCUUCAGAACGAUAUUGAUUUGCUGAAUCCCCCAGCGGAGUUGGAGAAGAGAAAGCACAAGCUCAAGCGUCUUGUUCAGUCCCCAAAUUCCUUCUUCAUGGAUGUUAAGUGCCAGGGCUGUUUCAAUAUAACCACUGUGUUUAGCCACUCUCAGACAGUUGUGGUAUGCGGUAAUUGCCAGACUGUGUUGUGCCAACCGACUGGUGGACGGGCAAGGUUAACUGAAGGAUGCUCGUUUAGGAAGAAGGGAGACUGAAUGUUGCUGUUACUUCUCUUUAUCCAUGAAUGGAGAGUUUUGGUUAUUAGGCUUUUAAGAUGGAAGCAAUUUU
Molecule: messenger RNA, 367 nt
Organism: Abrus precatorius (Indian licorice)
Lineage: Eukaryota; Viridiplantae; Streptophyta; Magnoliopsida; Fabales; Fabaceae
Product: 40S ribosomal protein S27-2-like
Exons: 4
Coding region: 1-294 (97 amino acids)
Biological process (GO): translation; ribosomal small subunit assembly
Cellular component (GO): cytosolic small ribosomal subunit; ribosome
Molecular function (GO): structural constituent of ribosome; RNA binding
Source: RefSeq, a predicted model, not a curated record